Messenger RNA from Mugil cephalus (flathead mullet), 930 nucleotides. It is a transcript of the gene timm8a, whose product is annotated as translocase of inner mitochondrial membrane 8 homolog A (yeast). Lineage: Eukaryota; Metazoa; Chordata; Actinopteri; Mugiliformes; Mugilidae. The coding region runs from base 115 to 387 and encodes 90 amino acids. The transcript has 2 exons. The record is from RefSeq and is a predicted model, not a curated record.
UGAACCACUUCCUGUUUCUCGUCGUUCCCACACACACACGUGAAGGUCAGCAAUAAACCCUUCAAGCGCUGAUAAAUACAUACAUACAGCAAGCAUUGUCCCUUUUUAUCCACUAUGGACGGCCAGGGAGCGACAGCUGACCCUCAGCUUCAACAUUUUAUCGAAAUCGAGUCUCAAAAACAAAGGUUUCAGCAGCUGGUGCAUCAAAUGACUGAGGUUUGCUGGGAGAAAUGUAUGGAUAAACCUGGGCCAAAGCUGGACUCCAGGACAGAAGCGUGCUUCGUUAACUGCGUGGAGCGAUUUAUUGACACCAGCCAGUUCAUCCUAAACAGACUGGAACAGACUCAAAGGAGCAAAGGGUCAUUCUCCGAGUCCAUGUUGGACUAAAAACUGUCUGUGGGCAGACUGACAAGGCACAUGUGCACGGCCACUGCUGUGAGAAGAGGCAUUUGGUCCUGACAUAGCUGCCUGUACAGUAUGUUGAAGACCCGUUCAGUCUACUUGGAGAAGGAACAUCAAGUGUUAAAUCUGAUAGAAUUGUCUGAGAUUAACACCAUGUAUGAACUCAUGUUUAAGGAUUUUAUUGUCCCCAGCUGGAAUAUCAAUGCUUAGACUGUGGUCUCUCGCUAGCAGUGACUUUAUGUUGGUUUGUCAGGUCAUUCACCAAAAAUAAGUUGCAUACUCAAACUAAAACUGAGUUUGAAAGUGUUAACAUGCAAUGCUGGAACUUGUGGGUGUGUGUAGGAGACUGCGAAAACACCAUCACUUCUGGGACUCUCAACUUGCCGGCUGUUUUUGACAGGACUUUGAAGGACUUUGAAAGGACUUCAUACUUCACACACUGGUGCAAUUUAAAAGACCUAAUAAUGUCAUCUUGUUUGGUUGUUUGGUUUUGGACUGUACAUAUGCAAUAAACAAAAUGCCAAAUCA